AAGAGAUCAAACUAUGUCAACUGUGGCGUACUUUACUUUUGCUUGGGCCGAUACCCGGUUAACAUGGACUUCAAAGCCAGCUUACUCCUCCCACAUAGAGAGAAUAUACAGCACGGAAACGGUGUUAUUCACACCUCCUUUAGUUGUGGAAAAUUCCAUUAAUGACCUGGGUAUUAUUAGCGACAAAACCCUUCCAAUGAGGAUCGACAAGAGUGGAUUGGUCACAUGGUUCCCUGGAAAUAUCUACGAGACAUCAUGUGACAUUGACACGACCUUCUAUCCCUUUGACAAGCAGACAUGUUCCAUUAUUUUAACAACCAGGGGUUAUAUUCAAACAGAAGUAGAACUACGACUCGGAAAAGUCCCUAUAGUUCUUACUGCUUAUCAGGAGAAUGGUGAAUGGGCCUAUGUAUCCAGUUCAAGUGAAGUUAGUACCACAUCACGUGAUUUGUUGACGUACUCUACACUCACAUUUACUUUCACUUUCCAACGUCGGUCAUCGUAUCACUUGAUGACAACCAUCAUCCCGAUGUUCUUACUUGCAUUCAUGAGCUGCUACGUAUUCAAACUUCCAGUUGAUGCUGGAGAGAAGCUCGGGUACUGCCUUACGGUUUUAUUAGCGUUUGCCGUCUACCUGACUUUGGUUUCAGACAAUAUCCCUACAACAUCAACAACGAUAUCUUACUUAUCGGUAUACUUGCUGCUGAUGCUCGGAACUGGAGUGAUAUCCGUGCUUCUGACCAUACACAUUAUAGACAUUAAUUUUACAUCUGAUGAGGAAGAAAUACCAAAUUAUCUGCAAAAUAUAACAAGAAUUAUUUCCAAGAUCGUCUGCUGGAAAAGUAACACAAAUUGCUGCGGGAGGAGUAACUCUUCCAUAUCUGUAAUCAAUGUUAAAUCUAUGGACGUAGAAAUGGAUUCAAAGAAAACCAGUGUUGAUAGUAAUGUGGAGAAGAAGGAGGAUCUCUCGUGGCAGGAGAUUGCAAAGAUUUUAGACAUCUUUCUGUUCCGAGCUUAUCUUUUCAUAGUCAUAAUGCUGUCCAUUAUGUUCAUUGGUAUCAUGUAUUUGGGUCCACAGUGAUCGAAUGUCACUUGUUAUAUUUUUUUCUAGUCAGCUGUUUCGCAUUGAUAGGUCUAUUUGUUUUUAUUUGACUUUUUCCAUAAAUGAAACCAGGCUUGAGUUACUUACGAUUACCGAUCUUAAAAUGUUAAUGCUACUUAAUAACCACUUUUGUAGGUCCAUCCUCGUAUUCAUCUUUUUCAAGUUUUAAUUAAAUGCGUAUUUUUUAAAGCAUUUCUAUAGUUAUAGCAUGCUAUGAUAAUGCAACUCAAGUGAAUUCUUACA
Messenger RNA from Saccostrea cuccullata (small rock oyster), 1345 nucleotides. Its product is annotated as acetylcholine receptor subunit beta-like. The record is from RefSeq and is a predicted model, not a curated record. The coding region runs from base 14 to 1081 and encodes 355 amino acids. NCBI's taxonomy places the organism in Eukaryota, Metazoa, Mollusca, Bivalvia, Ostreida, Ostreidae. Gene Ontology annotation, molecular function: transmitter-gated monoatomic ion channel activity involved in regulation of postsynaptic membrane potential; transmembrane signaling receptor activity; excitatory extracellular ligand-gated monoatomic ion channel activity. Gene Ontology annotation, biological process: chemical synaptic transmission; nervous system process; monoatomic ion transmembrane transport. The transcript is spliced from 4 exons. Gene Ontology annotation, cellular component: plasma membrane; synapse; neuron projection.